This is a messenger RNA of Blastomyces dermatitidis ER-3, 7644 nucleotides long. RefSeq names its product anucleate primary sterigmata protein ApsB. NCBI's taxonomy places the organism in Eukaryota, Fungi, Ascomycota, Eurotiomycetes, Onygenales, Ajellomycetaceae. Gene Ontology annotation, cellular component: microtubule organizing center. The record is from RefSeq and is a predicted model, not a curated record. The transcript is spliced from 2 exons. The coding region runs from base 255 to 6080 and encodes 1941 amino acids.
UUUAUCACGGCCAGAACCUGGAACACCUCCAGCACCAAACAUCUACCACAACAACGAACGCCCAAGGCUUUAUUAUCACCAUGCGCUGAGCAGCUACAACAACCAAACCAAUUGGCCCUGCACUCCAACAUACUACUAACCUAAGGCCCUAUACUGGACUUUCUGCUGACGGACGGCAUGACAACAAAUCACAGCCAAACACAUCUCGAACGAACCACCACAACAUCCACCUAAACAGAUAUUCAAGAAUAGCCAUGGCCGCUUCACGUUCGGUAUCAGCAUCAUAUCCCCCUCCCGUUCUCCUCGGUACAACUCCAGACCUCACAGAUAAGCCUCUCGCAGCCCAGAGACGGCGGCCGUCCAGGGUUCCUGGUGGGUUUGAUACAGACGAUGAGCUCUCGCCGAUGAAAAUGGAGUUUGACGACGAGGCCAGGACGCAGCAGGAUGGGAGGCAAGGAGAGCAGCGUGGGGAUCAAGAAUUUGAAGAACAGUACCCGCCGCCAUGGGAUGAAGAUGAGAAGAAUCAGUCGAGCAGCCUGUUGACGAUGACUGGGGGUGCAAAUACCCAUGCCGAUAAUACUAAUGACAACGGCAAAAAUGACCAUAGCCCGCUUUUACUUAGCUUCAAGGAUCCACCCCUGCCGUUGUCACCGCGUCAACACCCGCAGCAUGAAGAGCCGAUGUCUUCACCAUCGCCUGUUCUGGCCAUCGACGAUUAUUCUUCCUCUACGAUUCCUCUUCCUAGCAUUGACUUCAACGAUUCCAGAGGCCUUUUGCUCACUUCCUCUAUCCCCUACCCUGAAUAUCAUGACACCAUGGACAACUCGACCAGUACUAACGACCAUAACGACGACCAUGACCACGAGUACGAGCCUAAAGAGAGCAAGCAUAAGAAUCAAGAGCAUGGGCGGGAAAAUGAGAUUGUAGAUGACCAUGACCACGACCACGACCACGACCACGGAAACGAAAACGAAAAUGAAAAUGAACAUGAAAACUACAAUGAAAACUACAAUGAUCAGACACUACCAAACCAAACCGCUCUCGACGAGAAAGAAAUGCGCCAGAAACUACUGGACAUAGAAUCCAGCUUUCUCCCUGAACCCUCCACAAUUGAUGUCGCUGCUACACCCGGCGUACCUGCGCCGGACGAUACAUACUUGAUUGGCGUGGGCGAUAGGGAUGUGUCGCAGGUCGACGAGGGUGACAGUCGAGAAACUCCCCCUUCCCCUACUACACCGCCCGGCGCAUACAAAACCCCGGCAGCUCGCCGCGCUACCAGAUUAGAACCCUCUUUGUUCGAGGACGAAGGGGAUUCAGAUGAGAAGAGGGGGAGCGAGCACAGCCAUGACAAUGAUAAUUAUGAGGACUUGGAUUUGACUCCUUCUGCAAAAGGGAAUGAUACUCUCAAUACUUCAUCGUUAGAUACCGUAUCAUCCUCACCAACCGCAGCUGCGGCGGCGAGAACCGUCUCGAGGGCUAUAUCUACAGCUAUGUCGAACUCUAGUCUACGGAGCAGUGCAUCCCAUCGCCGUCAACAUAGUGAACGGGACGAUUCACAACUAUCUAGUACAGACGAUGAUAAUGUAAAUGCUACCCCGCGCCGCUCUACGCGGAACAUUUCCCCAACCCGUGCCGCCUCGCGGCAACUGCAAGAUACUACGGGAGUAAGCGGUAGUGAGGGAGAUACGCCACACGAUUCCGGCUCGGCUUCGGAGCGCAGACGCAAACGACCCAAAUUCUUGACGAGUCGACAGUCCGUUCACCGGUUCUCAAGUUCUUCCACUGCCACUAUCGGCACGGAUACUGCGUCUAGCGAAGCUGCGAUGGGGGUCGAUUUUGCAAUCCAGUCCGGCGGGGCAGCGCCAGCGAAUCACAGCGGCCAGCGGUCACACAGUCACGGUAGACAGAAGAAGGAGCUGUCCAGGUCGAUAAGCCUUGGAAGUAUGGCGUCUGGCGUAUCGGGCAUGAGUGAUGAUAACUUGAUGGAACAGCGGAGAGGGUUCAGUGGUGUUUCAGACGUCAGUCUACAUACGUUGGAUGAAGAAGAUUCUACCUCACAGACCCGCCCGGGGUCAUCAGGGAAGAAAUCCGUGACGGAUCCCAUGACUCCCAAAGCUCAACCGCGCGAUCAACCACCACUAGAAACCGCGAUAGUAGGCCACAUCAAGGACAUCCUGAUACCAGCCACGCUCGCCCGUCAAUUCCGAGAAAGUACUCUUGGCAUAUCCCCAGACAAGCGUGGAGGUGCCCCAACCCCCGCGUUUGGGCGCAGCGGUAAGUCACUGACACUCAAGGAACAGAGCAGCACCAUAGAUAGGCUGUCGAAAGAGAAUUUUGACCUCAAGAUGCGUAUUCACUUCCUCAACGAGGCGCUGAAUAAACGCUCUGAAGAGGGCGUGAAAGAAAUGAUCUCUGAAAACGUGGAGCUGAAGUCCGAUAAAAUCAAACUACAGAAGGAUAAUCAGGCGCUUCGGAGGAAUAUUCGUGAUUUAGAGAAGCAGCUUCGCGAUCGCAAGGGCGGGGAGAGUGAUGGGGACCGGGAAAAGUCCGAGAGAGAAGAUGGGGCGGAUGCUGAGGAUGAGGAUGGGCAGGGUCAGGGGCAUGGCGGUGUGGAUGAGGAAGAGCUGACAUAUCUGCGCGAAAGGAUUGAGACGUAUGAGGUGGAGAUUGAAAGAUUGAGGUCGGAAAGUAUUUCGCGGGAGAGUGAGAAGAGGCGGUUGGCUGAGAUGGUAAAGUCGCUGGGAGAGGGGAGAGUAGCUAUUGGCUCUGAUGCGGGGGCAAGGGAGGAGAGGGAUAUGUGGAAGGACAUGCUUGACGCAGAAGCCGCAGCCCGAGAACAGGCGGAAGAGGAAAACAGAAAGCUUCGGGAUGAGCUUCUGCGCAUGAAGCCAGAUACAAUCUCUGGUAGCCGAUCUGGAGGUUCUCGUGUUGGCAAAUUGUCCGUGUUGUCUCGAUCCAGCGCCUCAGACCGGGACAUUGACCGGAGUGCUGCUCUUGGCACUACUUCCAGCACCACCCUCGUCGAAUUAGAGCUUCUUAAGCAAGAAAAUGCCGAGCUUCGCCGCGAAGUCAGUGCACAGACCUCCAUGCUAACGUCUAGGAAUCGGGAAAAGGAGAGACUUUACCAGGAAAUCGAAGACUUGAAAUUGGGCCAGCGGAGAGGAGACGGUGGCCGGUCUGUUGCCGGCGAUAGUAUUUUUGAGCGUUCAAUAUCCCGCGCCCAGGAUAGGUCCAAUUCUCGUACAAGCGACGGGACGAGAUCUCGCACCAGCGAUGCAGAACGCGAAAGCCUUGAGAUCAAAAAUGGGGAACUCCGCGAUCAUGUGUCAGCGCUUAAGCUUGAGAAUCAAAGUAUUCGCGCUCAACUUGACGAAUGCAUGAGCGAUCUGGAGGCGUUGGACCGUGCAUACCAAGCUGAUGUGGAACAGGCUGAGGAAGACUUGCAAACUAUACAAAUGGAACGGGAUCAGGCGAUGCAGAUUGCUGAUGAGCGGGAGGAAGCCUUGCAGGAUCUUAAAGCAGAGGCGCAGGAAGAACUGGAUGCCAUGGGCGAUGAGCUGGAUCAGAAGAUUGACGAAUGUCAGCGCAUGGAGGCUGAAUUGUCUAAUCAACAUGAGAAUCUCAAGGCCUUGCAGGCAGAAAUGCGGUCAGCAAGCGAGGGCAUUAUCAGACUCGAACAAGAUGCACAAAACAACUUACAGAAAUACAAAGCUGUACAGCAGGAGUUGGAUGAUGCGAAUCGGGAGCUGGAGCAGAUGGAGAAGAGUCUCUUUGAAGCUAAUAAUAAAGUGCAGCGGUUGACUGUUCAGCAGGAAUCUAGUCAGAAUGAGAUUGCGUUCCUCCGUGAGGAGCAAGAUGGCGAUAAGAUUAAGAUCGGGGAUUUGGAGUCUGAGUUGAAGACGUGUCAGAUGAGUCUACAAAUUGAGAAGGAUAGAGCUAAAGAGCUUGAUCGUCGCCUUGCGGAGGAAAGACACCAGCGGGAAGUUGUUGGGGGUAAGGAGAAGCAGGAGGUUCAACGAAUUAUGAAUGAGCUUAACCGCGAGGCCACUACUGCCAAGGAUGAGGUCCGUAAGCUGAAGAAGACUCUCUCUUCAAGGGAUAUCGAGGCUACGACUUGGAAAGAGCGAUUUGUGGAAUUGGAAAACAGCCUCCGUGAAGCCCUUGGCGACCUCAACGGCACACGCUCAAGCUUACUUUCUUCAAUAACUAAGCUGCAGCAGGAGUUAGAUUCAACCGCUCUGGAGCUGGAGAGUACUCGCACCAAGCUCGAUGAGAAAGAAUCCCUGCUCCGCAACCGCGAUGCCCUCCUCGAGAGCCAUGGUUUGGAGACUCGCAAACUAGCAGAUCUCUUGGAGAGGGAGCGUCAAGCGCACCGGGCAGAUAAACAUUCAUUCGAACAGUCACUCAAAUCCCACCACCAAGCGUCGCGGACAAUCUCACAGAAUAACUCGCGGAUCUCGGACUUGGAGUCUGCACGAAGUCAGGACCGGAAGCGUUUCAGUACCCUCGAACAACAGUAUAAGGACCAAUUAAGUGAGCGCAAUGCAAUGUUCCUCACUAUUUGGAAACGACUCUCUGCCAUGUGCGGACCUGACUGGGCCCACUCGAACAGUCUAAUCAACGGAAACCUGCCCAGCCAGGAGGUUAUCGGGAAUAUGCUUUUCUGGCCAGGUUUUAGCCGCAAUCUCCUGCUCGCGGUAAAGACGGUUGAAACCCACAUUGGCGGCUUCAAGGCGCGCAUUAAGUCUGUGGAGCGGGACCUGACAAAGGACUAUCAGAAUCUCGAACAUAAUCUGAACGUCCGCAUUAAGAAACUGGAGCGGAUGGAGGAAUUGGUUCAAAGUUUGAGAUCUAGCCAACAGCAUCACCGUUCAACCUCUUCAAACCCUUCCAGCCCCGAAAUAUCCAAACUCAGGGGCGAGAACAGGUUGUUAAAGGCCGAGCUGAAUCUUCUCCAAUCUCAUUCACGGGCUCGUGCGGCUAAUGCCGCAGCCGCUGGAGGUGGAAACGGCCACGGCUCGUCACGACAGUCUGCAUCUAACCUCGCCGCCAACACCUUAUCACGAUACAGCUCCACGACUGCAGUUGACAACGCGUCUAUAGCUGGAAUACACGGCCACGGACCACAACCCAGCCGAAGUCCCAGUACCCUCUCCCGCGGUUCCUCUGGCAUCCCUCAACCAUCCCAGUACUCCUCUUCUUCAACACUCACGAACAAUCCCGUCGCACCCGCUGGAACAUCAUCUUCCACACAGGUCGCCCAGCAACAGUCACAAUACCAUCACGUCACUUCUCCACGCCAUUCGCACUCCAGCAGCGAACCCUCACAGGAGAAAUGGAUAAAAAGAUUGCAGGAGCUCGAGCGCCGCCUCACGGCAGAACGCGAAGCGCGUUUACUUGACCGUUCCGGUGCGCGUAAGCGGCUGGAAGAGCAGAAUGCGCGCAAUGAGGAGCUUGCAGCUGAGUUGGCUAGGCAAAGGAUGAGGCAGCAGUACCGGGGUGCUAUUUCCAAUACCCCUCAUAACCGAAGUAGCAGCAACAAUGGUUCAGGAGGAGGCGGGACUGGGGAUGGAAGCGGAAACGGCCCCACGGCUCCCAGCCGCCAUCUCUCCGCGCCAGCAGCCGCCGUCGUGGAUGAUGCGGAACGCUCCCGAGCUAGCAGGGCGACUGUCAGCCCCUAUCAUCAACGUCGUCACCGCGAUAACGGUGAUGAUACUGAUCGCGAGGGCGAAGAAGGUAGCGGAGACCCUGAUGAGGGCGAGAUGGUCAUCAUCGACCACCGCGGUAGUGAUGGAAGUGGCGGAUAUCAGCAGCGGCAUGAUAGCCGGCCGUAUGGUCGCAGCCAAAAGGGGCAUAGGCAUUCAAGCGCCGCCACAGGUACGAGUCGCGAGCAGUCACAUUCGUCGCGCGGUCAUCGACAGCAGCGACAUUCGCACCAUGGAACUGGAACGGCUGCGGAGACGGAUGAGUAUGAUGGGGGGGAUGAUUAUGAGGACGAUUACGACGAUGAGGAAGAUGGAAAUGGGUCGGGGACGGAUGAUGGGGAGGGUGGUGGAUUGACCGUUGAGGUCGAGGUUUAGGUAGUUUUCUUCGAUGGAAACGUGUUCUGGGUGUUUUCCCUCUCAAGUUCAGUCUUCUUUCUGCUUUCCUGCUCGGAUUUGGCUGCUCCUUUUUUCUUUUUGUCUUCAAGGGGGGGUCUUUUAUGGGUUAGGUUUAGGUAUUUAUGAUAACACUUUUUCAUUUCUUAUUUAUUUAAUCCUAUCCUAUCUUAUUUUAUCUUAUUUCUUGUUUGCCUGUCCUUUUGUCCCUUGAGAAGCCUGGCAUGACUGAACGCAAGCGACAGACACCUUUACAGAUAUAUCUCUUUUGUAUGAAUGAUUAACUAUCUUCUUGAGGAUGUCUCUGACAUCAAUAGUUGCAUGCUACUUACUCCUCGAGACUUGUUCAACGCCUUGUCAUCGCUAUCUGUGACGGAGUGCUUAACUUUGGGUGUAAAUCCCCCACUUGCACAAAAGCAGAAGAAGCUUUGGUUUGACGGCAGAACCUCAUGGACAUCCAUAGUUCUCCUGGACUUCGUACGUGUUGGUUGACCCAAAAGCAAAGACUUACAUUGCAGUUCGAGCCAAGUGCGGUGAAUCCUCUCCAAUAAUAUUUCAUUUCACUAACUCUGUAACGUUAGUUAAUUUUCUACUAGUUAACUAUGUAUCCCAGUGGCCCCUCUCCACGAGAUGGCCUCACGAGCAUUCCGCUCAAUUGCUGGACGAUAAGUCUGUCAUCAUCAAAAAGCGUUGAGUUGGCCCAUGAUAGAUUGAGUGCAUGGGUAUAAACAGCUCUCCCCCACGCGUGACAUUAAUUAUCAGUAAACUAACUAGCUAGUUAUGCUCUGUGAUUAAUAAGACAGAAGCAUCGGUGGGCGGCUGAAGUGCAUACAGCGUAUGUCCCUGGAUACCUUGUGCAAUUUUCUUCCGAGGGGGGGGAGCUUACCUGCAUUCACCGCGCGUUUGGCGUAUUGUCAUCGUGAACCCUCCCCCGGCUGGGGUGAACAAAGGGCGACUGAAUUUAAGGUCUGUUUACCUGAAAUGGAGACGUGAUUCUUACAUAUGAUGAUUCAUCACAGAUCAAACUUCACUCGCGCAAUACGCUAGAGGAAAUGGGGUUGGUUGUAACCUCGCAACGUAUAAACAAACCUUCAUGUACAGUAUGUAACUAUGGAUGUAUGCACGGAUGUAUGUAUAAUAAUGUAUGUAUGUACGUACAAUGGGCUCCAUACCUACCUACAAACCACUACGAGAAAACGAACACCCGCGAGCUGGGUAACUAACUUGCCAUUGAUGAAUGGAAUGGGUUAAUUGCAAGUCCAGCUACCCAGGUUACAUGUACAUGUAACAUGCACAAUACAUAACUAGGCCCCUUCAAAGGAAGUGAGAGAGGGACGCCCCCCCCCCCCCCCACCAUAGCCGCUUUUCAAAGCGUGCGACAAGGUGUCGCCGUGACAGAAGAGGAGGAGCAUGCAAAUUAAAAUGCACCCAAGAGUGUACGCGUACUCCGUACACGUAGCAUCAAGCUCAAAGUAAGGCUGAGAGGAAUAAGCUUAGAUCAAUGAUGAAGGGUAAACUCAAUUGACGAUAUUUUAUGGCAAAUUCC